CAGACAUGAACAACACUUUCCCUGGAGAGAGAGAUGUGUUUAUCUCUGAUCUGCUGUGGGUGGAUGCAUCUGGCUUUGGUUUUCGCUUUUGGCAACACAACUCAUGCAUCAUUGAACAAAUCUACAACUUUGUACAUCCAUCAGGGAAAGUCAGCCAAUGUCAGCUGCAACUACAACCUAACAAAUGACAUAGACAUCUUUUCAGUACAACUGCACAGAAAUCAAACAAUGUGUUCAUAUAUUUAUGUUAACUCAUGGACUAAUCAGUCAUGCAAAAACUACUGUCAUCACCAAAUCAGAUGCAUUUGGAUUCCAGAGACUAGAGAAGCAUCAUUUGAGCUGUUAAAUCUUCAAAUAAAUGAUAGUGGGACAUACAGAUGUACUGUGAAAAGAAGUGCACCGCCACCUGAAAUUAUUCUGGGAGAAGAAAGAACAAGAGUUCAAGUUAUUGCACGUCCUGUAUUGUCAAUGUCCUGUGUGAAGAUACCAGAUGGAUCAUCAAUGAUGCUGUGCAGCUCUGAGAGAUUUUAUCCUCAUUCUCUUGAACAGUUGUGGAUCAGAGAUGGAGAAAUCCUCAACAGCUCAAACUCACACAAACACUUCAAUUACAGCACAAACCCAGAUGGAUCGUUCACUCAGAAAUCAUACCUGGAAUUGGCGCCACAAAUGUUUGCCGCCACAAUCUACUCCUGCUGGAUAAACCACUCAUCCUUAAACGAACCACUGAUGGUCAACUUAUCAAGCUCUUCUUGUGAUGAAAGAUGGGAUUUAUCUUCUUGGGCUGUGACGUUGGGAUUUGUCUUCUCUGCGGUGCUGACUGCCAUUUUUAUUAUUGCAGUCAUGUGUAAAUGUUACAGAAGAGCACAUCAACAGUCUGUGUCUGCAGUAGAUGUCAGCGUUACUCCUGAACUUGUUUACCAGACUCAUCUGCAGUCUGAAAUGCUGUAUUCAACACUGGGUGUUCAUCAUCCAGUCCAAUGUAGCCCUGUCAGAGUCCACUCACCUCCUCACUGAACACUGACCAAAGACAAUACAAAAUGACUUCUCAAUGAGUGCCUCACUCACUACCCUGGUACCAGCUUUAUGUAAUAUAUAGAAAUAUAAUACAGUAUACGUAUUUGUGUGAUAUCAACUACUUUUCUUACCCUAAGAUUCUUUGUCUUUGUUAACAUAUGUGUACCUCGAUAUACCAUAUAUACUGUAUAACAUUUAAAAAAUACCAGUCUCUUUGUUUUGUUAUUCAAGUUGGCCUGUGUUAUCCCCUAAAGACCCCAAAAAUAUGGCUUCACAUUUACUGAGCAAAAUAUCUUCACUGGGUCUCUUUAGAGGCUCUUUUUCUCCAAAGUUAAGUACCAAAAUUGUCAGGAUAUAAGACAAACACCAUAUCAAAACAGCAUGCACAAGCUUGACAGAGGCAGUGACAUUUCACAUUUUCAACUUCAAUACACAAUACCUAAAAAUAGCACUGCAUAUUGUUUUAUAAAUUAACAUGAGAAAAUAGCUUUCAAAGGGCUUCCUGUGACAUGCAUUAAGAUGUACAACUGAAACCUGUGUGCAACAGCAUGCAGUACCUGGGUCUGAGCAUGUCAUACAUGUGAAUUUGUGGUCAUAGUAGGUAAGAAUUCACUCUUUUUUAUUUCAUGUUUUCCCCAUGUGAUCUAACCAUGCACGCAUCAGUGCUUCAACAACCUCCUAUACUGUGCGGUUAAAGUAACCAGACCUUACCGGUUCUGCAGUUCAGCCAUCCAAUCAGAGCACGUUGCUCUAAAAAAAUAGUUUUUGGUAUAGACAAUUACAAACAAAUAAGGGAUAUGAGACACUUGGUUUAACUAUCUGUAAUGCCAUGCACUUUUAGAUGAACUCCAUGCAUUUUAGACAGUGACAUAAAUACAGGUCGUUGUGUUUUCUCUUGGUGUUGUAAAAUUGAACCCUGUGGCCUAUAACCUCUGUUCCCAUCCAAUCAAUGAAUCACUUUUGUUUCUGUAUCAGCAAAGCACAAAAUCAAAAUCUUUAUUUACUCCACUUUAUUACAAAGCUCUCUCGAUUCUGAUUGGUCUAUGACGUCAUCUAGCAGUCUGAUAUUUCUGAGUAACUACAGCUAUCCACAUUUCAGACCGCUCAUCUGGGAAUUGCAAGUCAUCUUGCCUGCUUCUUGUGUCACUCUGCAAUCGCUAUAAGUAAGCUGAUGAAACUAUUUAAACUCAAAUCAAUGUUUCAUGCCCAAUUAUUUAUUGAUUUGGCAAGUAAUCUUGUAAUAAGGUGCAUAAUGUGAAGUCAGACAUUUAGUAUUUACAAAAUAAACACCAACAGAAUUUCAGCCAGAUUUGUAAUGAAAAAUGUCCAAAGUGGACUUACAUUGACUGAUCCAAUCACACAAAUUCUCAAAAAAGCAUCUUGCUGGCUCAAAAGUAUUUGCAUUAGUAUUGUGCCCUACAACUGUUGCCCCUGAAUCAUUUUAACCCCCCUAGGGGCCUUUUACCCCAGGUGAGGGAGCCUUUUAACCUGGUCUUGUGUAAAAAGGCUCCCUCACCACUUUUAUUUUUUUUUUUUCAAAACAACCUUCUGUUGGUAUUUCUUUUCAC
Xyrauchen texanus (razorback sucker) is the source of this 2582-nucleotide messenger RNA. Its product is annotated as H-2 class II histocompatibility antigen, I-A beta chain. Gene Ontology annotation, biological process: T cell receptor signaling pathway; regulation of T cell proliferation. Bases 34 to 1014 code for a protein of 326 amino acids. Gene Ontology annotation, cellular component: external side of plasma membrane. The record is from RefSeq and is a predicted model, not a curated record. NCBI's taxonomy places the organism in Eukaryota, Metazoa, Chordata, Actinopteri, Cypriniformes, Catostomidae. The transcript is spliced from 6 exons.